AGCCUGGGUUCAAGUGCUGAUCAUGGAGGCCGAGUCCAAGGAGUCCUCAGAGAUUUCUCGGACCCGGAAGAGUCGCAUCCGCCAGUCCUGGUCGGUGGCGGCGGCCACGUACGUGGGCUGCUGCUUCACCGAGAUGGAGUCCGACCGCUCGCUGCGGCGCCGCCUCGACCGGGGCACCGGUUCUUUGAGCUCCGGCGCCGUGGCCUCCGGCGCCAUGGUGCCGGCUGGCGGGGCCACCGCCGCGGCCCCGGCCCCGGGCUUCACUGGGCGGUGCCUCCGCGCCUUGUCCUGGAUGGGCCUGCCUUGGGUCUGCCAACGCAACUCCGUGGCCAGACACGCUGAGCCAGCUGCAGUGGAGAAUUGUCCGCCACCGGUGCUCUACACGCAGCGCUGGGUGCAGCUCGCCUUCUUGGCCCUGUUAGCCUUGGUCAGUGACCUGGUGUGUUUCAGUGUGGCUGCCACGCCAGCGACAUGGACCAAGGUCUUCGGGCAGGAUCCCGCAUCACUGAUUGACAUCUUCCUGUUCACCAAUGUCUUUGCAUGCUUUUUAGAGCCCUACGUGAUUCGGAAGUUCGGCCUGCGAAUCCCCAUCGUAGGUGCCGCAGUGCUCAUGGCUGUGGGCUGUUGGCUUCGCUCCGGCAUUCCCUUCUCGGGCGAGGAGCUGCCAGGAUACAGCACCGUGGUGGCCGGCACCAUGCUGGUGGCAGUGGCUCAGCCAUUCUUCCAGUGCACUCCACCCUUGCUUUCCGCGACCUGGUUUGCGCCGGAUGAGAGGGCAUUGUCCACAGCAGUGGCCAUCAACUUCAACCAAGUGGGGAUUGCAACCGCCUUCGUUGCUGGCGGGGCCUUUGGCGGGUCUGAAGCUGGCCUGAAGGCAUACUUUGUGAUCAUCACCCUUGCGUCGACGGUCAUUGCGAUAGCCUCUAUGCUUUUCUUCCAGGAGAGGCCACCUACUCCACCGUCCGCAUCCGAGCUGGAGAAAAUGCUUGCAGCAAAGCAGUCUGGCACUUUGAAGUCGAAGGAUGCCAAGGAGAAGAAGAAAGACGUGCCAGCGGACACCUUCUUGAGAGAGGCUCGGCGGCUGGUGGCCACCCCCGGCUUCAUGCCACCACUGGCGGCUUUCGUGACCUCCAUCGCUGUGACCAACGUAGUGGGCGCCUUCAUGGACCUCAAGUUGCAGCGCGCGGGGUUCAACGACCAGAUGGAGGUGGACCUGGCGGGCGCCGGCUUCGAGAUUGCCAUUGUGAUUGGUGGCAUCAUUCUAGGCGGUUUAGUAGACCGGAACAAGGAGUACAAGUCUGUGACUUUGUGGUGCCUGGGUGCGACGCUCCUGGGCGUGCUCCUGCUUGGGAUGGAGUCGAUGCCAAGGAGUCCGGAGUGUCUGCCCUCAGCUGAGCCACACACACAAUCACACACAAUCACACACAAUCACACACAAUCACGCACAAUCACACACAAUCACGCACAAUCGCCCACAAUCACACACAAUCACACACAAUCACACACAAUCACACACAAUCACGCACAAUCACACACAAUCACACACAAUCGUUAA
Messenger RNA from Effrenium voratum, 1555 nucleotides. The record is from the annotation of a GenBank genome assembly. Lineage: Eukaryota; Dinophyceae; Suessiales; Symbiodiniaceae.